AGCUGCGUAACAACCUGCUACGUCUUGAGCAUAUUUUUGGCCACGACUUCAGGGCCGCGUUUCUAUUAUAAACACUGCCCCAGAAUGCUUUGCGUUAACUUGUUGCCUGGCUCUAUGCCCACUGCAUGUCGGAACUUGUAGUUUAUUACGAGUCGGAAACCAGCCGGCUGGUUAGUCCCAGAGACUUCACUUCCCAGGAUUCAACAGUUUUGUACGCCUGACCUCUCAAGAUACACGCUGACAGGAGCUCACAACCAUGCCUAGGGCCCGGAGAGGGAACCAGUCUGCCAAGAAGGGCAGCGGCAAUCGCGGCUCCCUGAGGCACGAGCUGCUGCAACUGAAGGUUUCGGACAGGCUGAACCAGCUGAAAGGCUCUCGUAAUGGAACCCGUGGAGAUUCUGAAGCCAGCGAGGAUGAGGCAGCCAGUGAAGUCCUCAGUCACUGUAGCAGUGCCAGUGAAACUGUCAGCGUGGCAGAGGAGGCGGCAGGCAAUGAGGUGGACUAUCAGGCCCAACAGGAAGAGCGGCUGGACAAGCUGAAAGAGGAUAUAGAAAAUGUGAUGGAUAAGAGUGUGAAGACACGAUUGGCUGCACUCGGGAAUUUGCGGCUUGCUCUCUCUUCACAGGUCCUUGCAGACUUUUUGUUAGAGAGACGAAUCACCCUCACGGAGGCGCUGGAGCGCUGUCUGAAGAAAGGGAAGGAGGAGGAGCAGACAGUGGCAGCCAUUGUACUUUCCCUUCUGUCUAUACAGUUAGGUUGUGGUGCAGAAGGGGAGGAGCUGUUCCGCUGUGUGAAGCCGAUACUGAUAAACAUAGUAACAGACUCCAGCGCUGGAUUAUCUGCCCGUCAAAGUUGUGCCACCUGUCUGGGAUUGUGCUGUUACAUCGCUGCUGAGGAUGUGGAGGACCUGAUUUCUACUGUCUGUUGCCUGGAGGGAAUUUUUACUUCCUGUUAUUCAAACUGCAGUUCACCCAGUCCUGCCCUGCAAGGUCUCCUCUGCUGUGCUAUACAGGCAUGGGCACUCUUGCUCACCAUCUGCCCAGCCACCCAUGUGCACAAAGUACUGGAGAGUCACUUACCUCAGUUAUCUGGAAUUCUGUCCAGUGAAAGUGUGAGCCUGCGUAUUGCCUCCGGAGAGAAUCUCGCCCUCCUGCACGAAUUGGGUCAUGAUCUCGAUGAUGAUUUCUUCUAUGAAGACACGGAGAGUCUUUGUGUGACAUUAAAAGCUUUAGCCACAGACAGCAACAAGUACCGAGCCAAGACUGACCGGCGUAAGCAGCGCUCUAUCUUCAGGGACGUAUUACACUACAUUGAGAACGGUGAGUUCCAGGAGGAAAACAUCAAAUUUGGUCUGGAGGUGUUGUAUGUGGACAGCUGGGCACGCAGGAGAACGUAUAAUGCUUUUAAGGAGAUUUUGGGUUCUGGAAUAAGACAUCAUUUACAGUAUAAUGAGGUUCUACGUGAAAUCUUAUCCCUUGGUCCUCCCCUGGUACUGGAUGCUGCAACAAUCAAAGCCAGUAAAAUCUCCCGUGUUGAGAAGCACAUGUUUAAUUCAGCUGCCUUCAAAGCGAGAACAAAAGCCAGGAACAGGGUCCGGGAUAAGCGAGCUGAUGUCUUUUAACCUGAACCUGACCUCUUCCACACCAACCACUGUGACUGACCAUCCUCUCUCACCCGGGGGAUCUCUUGUACAGAAACGGACUCUUCUUAACCAAAUAAAAUCCCUUUUGCUGCCGGCUCUUCUUCCAUCCUGCAGAGCGAUGUAGGUCUCCCUUUAUUGCUCUAUGGCCGGUGAAUAUGACCGAUGAUGUGUUGGCAUUUGGUGCUUUUAUUUAGACACUUUUAACCAAAAUGAACAGUUGUUUAUUGGUCGCUAGAAACCCAGACAACACUAUAGAAGAAAGCUGGAGUUUUGGGUGAUGUUAUUCUGGACUGGAACUUUAAUACAGUGCCCAGUGAAUGUUCCAUGUUCCUCACAGAUGCAUCACUCAGAUUGACAAGCAAGGAAACGCUACCAGCCGCUCUUAGUUGGGUUUCCCGGCUUAUACAGAAAUAUCUCUAUUAAACCCAUAAAAUAUAACAUAGAAUUGAUUUAGGAUCUAAUAGUAUUUGUGUGAAGGAUGCUGCUGCUUAGCAUUAUUACUUGACCACUGUCUAGAUGAAUUUAUUUCUGCCAGAGUCAGGGGGUUGGUGGAGUAGAUACAGCCUAGAACUGGGUAACUGAGAUUGGAUUUGGCAUUUCUUUCUCAGCGUGGGCCGUUUAAAUGUCUCACAUGCCCUGGCAAUGUUAUCAAGUGCAACUCUAUCAGAGGAUCACGCCGUAUUUGAUACAUGACCACCGUCUAAUAAUAAUGUCGCCUUCAGUUCUGCGGAGACCACAGAGAUCUCUGGGUAUGAGCAGCGUUGAUGUUGACCAAUCGCAAUGGACUGUGUAAUCAGGGAUGCAUAUGUUGGUCAUAUUUGAGGUGCUUAAAUGAGCAUUAUUUGCAUCAUAUUGAUAUUUUUUAACUUUAUACGUUGGUCUUUUAAUGUUGCAUAUUUGCACCAUGAAUGUAGCAACAAAGCCAGUUGUUCCUGGCCUCCAUGUGUAAUGCAAAAACAAAUCCGUGCGCAUAUUUACUUGCAUAGUACAUGAAGCAUCAUACGUGAUAGUCAUGUUUCUGGUAUACCAUAAUGGUCUUUAUAUAAAACAAGCAGGCGUACAUUGGGAUUCCAUUGUCAGAAUAAAUGCUAAAGUGUACCAGCUCUGUAACCAAUAGCAACCAGGCAUUUAUUUCUAUGGUCUUAACUAGCACUAGAUUGAUGAAUGCUAAUGUCUGGUUACUGUGCUGCUACAGUUAAGCACCUGUAAUGAUAAGUGAGCCCAGUGGAAUCCUAUAUGUUCAUUGCCUUUUUUGAAAACACCAAACAACAUCGAGAAUCUGAUUGUCCAGCUGUUGAACAGCCUAUGGCUGCAAAGAGACACUGGAUAUAUCCGUUGCACAACAGCUGGUUGGACGUUCUAUAUCUAUCAAAAUACCAUCCUUAAAUAACCAUAAAGCACCUAAUUCUACCACCACCCCCUUUUUCACUGCAGUGCCUGGGGCAGGUAAGACACCACCCCACAUAAUCUAUUUAUAUCACAGAUGCAACUAAAUUAUCAGAACAUCUAUUUAUCUCUGGAUUUUAUACAGUGAAUUCUGCAAAUAGUUUUUUUUUUUGGGGGGGGGGGAGCCAAAGCUUAGAUAAUGAAAAUUUUAAAGGCUAUUUUUUUUUUUCGCUUUUGUGUCUUGAAUUUGUGUUAGAGAUGAUGAGACGCUAUUUUGUAUUAAAUAUUCCCAUAAAGAA
Messenger RNA from Xenopus laevis (African clawed frog), 3327 nucleotides. It is a transcript of the gene ifrd2.L, whose product is annotated as interferon-related developmental regulator 2 L homeolog. The transcript has 13 exons. Lineage: Eukaryota; Metazoa; Chordata; Amphibia; Anura; Pipidae. The coding region runs from base 257 to 1621 and encodes 454 amino acids. The record is from RefSeq and is a predicted model, not a curated record.